Molecule: messenger RNA, 525 nt
Organism: Wasmannia auropunctata (little fire ant)
Lineage: Eukaryota; Metazoa; Arthropoda; Insecta; Hymenoptera; Formicidae
Product: protein pangolin, isoforms A/H/I/S-like
Exons: 3
Coding region: 19-525 (168 amino acids)
Biological process (GO): canonical Wnt signaling pathway; regulation of transcription by RNA polymerase II
Cellular component (GO): beta-catenin-TCF complex
Molecular function (GO): RNA polymerase II cis-regulatory region sequence-specific DNA binding; DNA-binding transcription factor activity, RNA polymerase II-specific
Source: RefSeq, a predicted model, not a curated record
GCUCGCGUGCCCACAAUAAUGCCGCACGUGAGCAGCAGCGGCGGCGGCGACGAUCUCGGCAGCGAAGACGAGGUCAAGGUCUUCAAGGAUGAGGGCGAGGAGGAGAAGAGGUCCUCGGAGAACCUUACCGAGGACAAGAGCGAUCUCAUUGAUCUCACGGAAUCCGAGGAAAAGGGCACGCUCGCCGGUGGGACCUAUGCGACGACGGGAAAACCGUCUGCGAGAUCCGACCUCAGUCCCGUUUUCGGAAAAGUGGAUCCAACACCUCAUACCUCUUCGUUCAACAUGGGCUACCUCGUUUCGCCAUAUCCGUAUCCUAACGGAGCCGGAGGACCCAUCCCCGUUUCUAUGGUGAGUAAUUCAGUUAUGCUUUCCUUGAUUUUAUUUUCAUUAAAAAUUUGGCAUGCCUCGGGCCACCAGUUUGCCCGCAUUGCAUCGUUUCUCUUGUCCUCGACGACGCAUCCGUACCGCGUCUUUUGUCCCGGCCCCGAUCUGACUUUGUCAGACAGUUCCAUGCCUUUUUAG